Messenger RNA from Fusarium keratoplasticum, 1260 nucleotides. RefSeq names its product Mitogen-activated protein kinase. The transcript is spliced from 5 exons. The record is from RefSeq and is a predicted model, not a curated record. The coding region runs from base 1 to 1260 and encodes 419 amino acids. NCBI's taxonomy places the organism in Eukaryota, Fungi, Ascomycota, Sordariomycetes, Hypocreales, Nectriaceae. Gene Ontology annotation, molecular function: ATP binding; MAP kinase activity. Gene Ontology annotation, biological process: intracellular signal transduction; protein phosphorylation. Gene Ontology annotation, cellular component: cytoplasm; nucleus.
AUGGCCGACCUCCAAGGACGGAAGGUCUUCAAGGUCUUCAACCAGGACUUUAUCGUCGAUGAGCGCUACACCGUCACCAAGGAGCUUGGACAGGGCGCCUACGGCAUCGUCUGUGCUGCCGUCAACAACCAGACCAACGAAGGCGUCGCUAUCAAGAAGGUCACAAAUGUCUUUAGCAAGAAGAUUCUCGCCAAGCGCGCCCUGCGCGAGAUCAAGCUGCUCCAGCACUUUCGCGGUCACCGCAACAUCACAUGUCUGUACGACAUGGACAUUCCUCGACCCGACAACUUUAACGAGACGUACCUGUACGAGGAGCUGAUGGAGUGCGAUCUGGCGGCCAUCAUCCGUUCUGGCCAGCCCCUCACCGACGCCCACUUCCAGUCCUUCAUUUACCAGAUCCUGUGCGGUCUCAAGUACAUCCACUCGGCCAACGUCCUGCACCGAGAUCUCAAGCCCGGAAACCUGCUGGUCAACGCCGACUGCGAGCUCAAGAUUUGCGAUUUCGGCCUGGCCCGAGGCUUCUCGGUCGACCCUGAGGAGAAUGCCGGCUACAUGACCGAAUACGUCGCUACUCGAUGGUACCGAGCUCCUGAGAUUAUGCUGAGCUUCCAGAGCUACACCAAAGCUAUUGAUGUUUGGUCCGUCGGCUGUAUUCUGGCCGAGCUGCUGGGCGGCCGACCUUUCUUCAAGGGUCGCGACUACGUUGACCAGCUGAACCAGAUCCUCCACAUCCUCGGAACCCCCAACGAGGAGACGCUCUCGCGCAUUGGAUCUCCCCGAGCCCAGGAAUACGUGCGCAACCUGCCAUUCAUGCCCAAGAAGCCUUUCCCCAGCUUGUUCCCCCAGGCCAACCCAGACGCCCUCGACCUCCUCGACAAGAUGCUCGCCUUUGACCCCUCGUCUCGUAUCAGCGUGGAGCAGGCUCUUGAGCACCCCUACCUGCACAUCUGGCACGACGCCUCGGACGAGCCUGACUGCCCCACCACCUUCAACUUCGACUUUGAGGUGGUUGAAGAUGUCGGUCAGAUGCGCAGCAUGAUCCUGGAUGAGGUGAUGCGAUUCCGACAGCUCGUCCGUACCGUUCCCGGACAGGGAGGUGCUGGCGGUGCUCCUGGCCAGCAGGGCGGCGCUCAGGUCCCCAUGCCCCAGAGCGGCAACCAGUGGACUGCUGAGGAUCCCCGACCACAAGAAUAUGUUGGUCACGGACACGCGGGACUCGAGCAGGAUCUCCAGGGCGGCCUCGACGCAUCGAGGAGGUAG